CAUUAGUUGCCCUUUGCUAUUAUGAAAAAGUAAACAAAUCACUAAAAAAAGAGAAUAAGGAAGAUAAUGAAAUGUAUUGUCAUCACAGAAGUAAAAUGUGUUCACUUUUAUCAGAAAAUGAUAUAGAUGACCAUAUAUCUCAGUCAGCUUCAGAAAUAGAUAAAGAUAUUGAGGAAAUGUUAAGACGAGGAUCAAAUUGGCGAUUAAAGCUUGCCAAUACUAAAUGCACUAUUAAUUCAGAUAACUCUCAAACAGGUGAUGACAUGUGUUUAAAAUAUGCUUUAGAUGCAUACUUUGCAAGCAAUGGAGGUGAAAAUAAAAAUUUACAACAUUUUUCUGUUCUUCAACCAUAUCUGGAUAUAGUCAAUUUAGAUAGAGUUCCUAUGCCAACUCCAAUUUGCUCACAUAUUUUUAAUAAAAUUGAGGAGAUGAACCCAGAUAUUUCUAUUAAUAUCUGGGAAUGGAAAGAAGAAACAGCUACUUCUAAACCUGUAAUAGCAAGCAAAAAUUAUAAUAGACAACAUAUUAUACAUCUAAUGGCUCUUACAGAUAUUACCAAAUCCAAAGAUAAUAAGUAUGGGCAAAAGAAUCACUUUCUUUGGAUCAAAAACCAUAAAGGAUUAGUAUACAAAGAUACAAAGUAUCAUAGCAAAAAGCAUCUAUCCUAUCAUCAAAAGCACUGUUUUGGAUUAGAAGAAGCUACCCAAAGAGUUGAAUUACCUACCAAAGGUGUUAAUGACUUUGAGAAGUUUAAGAACUAUGAACGAAUGAUCAAUGCUCCAUGUGUUAUUAUAGCUGACUUUGAGGCAGAUAAUAAGAAAUGCGAUGAGAAAUAUGGAGGGCAAAUGCGAAAGCUUGCUGAACAAAAAGCCAAUAGCUUUUGCUACUUGGUUUGGGACCAUUGUCAUAUAACAGAUAAGUUUCGAGGACCUGCUCACAAUGCUUGCAAUCUCAAACUUCAGAUUGAACUAUGGAAAACUUCUAUUCCAGUUGUCUUUUAUAAUUUUCGGGGCUAUGACUCUCAUUUAGUUUGUGAAUCUGUUGGAAAAUCUGUUAAUGCUCAUCAGAUAAAAGUUAUAGCUGAAACAUUUGAGCGUUAUAAAUCUAUGAAG
This is a messenger RNA of Cetraspora pellucida, 1112 nucleotides long. The record is from the annotation of a GenBank genome assembly. NCBI's taxonomy places the organism in Eukaryota, Fungi, Glomeromycota, Glomeromycetes, Diversisporales, Gigasporaceae.